This is a messenger RNA of Coregonus clupeaformis (lake whitefish), 2797 nucleotides long. Its product is annotated as nucleolin. Gene Ontology annotation, cellular component: cytoplasm; ribonucleoprotein complex; nucleus. The transcript is spliced from 16 exons. Lineage: Eukaryota; Metazoa; Chordata; Actinopteri; Salmoniformes; Salmonidae. The record is from RefSeq and is a predicted model, not a curated record. The coding region runs from base 122 to 2128 and encodes 668 amino acids. Gene Ontology annotation, molecular function: mRNA binding.
UACGUAUCUGUCUUUCUUCCUCGGUGUUCCUCAGAGUAGGUUGGGACACGUGCAGCGAGCAGUAAUCGUUUGACCUUAUUCUACACGUCCAUUUCGUCGAAACGCAACACACAGCAGAACCAUGGUGAAAUUAGCGAAGGCAGCAAAGAAACAAGCUAACCCCAAGAAAAAGGCCCCACCACCUCCUAAAGAGGUGGAAGAGGAAUCCAGUGAAGAAGAAAGUGAGGAAGAGGCCCCACCGAAAGCAGUAGCGAAGAAGGCUGUCACACCAGCCAAACCAGUACCCAAAGCGGCUAAAAAUGGCAAAGCAGCAAAAAAAGCAGAAAGCGAAGAGGAUGAUGACUCCGAGGAAGAGUCUGAGGAGGAAGCCCCCCCACCCAAGAAGACCCCAGCCAAAGCCACACCUGCAAAGAAAGCUCCAGCCAAGGCAGAAGAGUCAGAUGAUGACGAUGACGACGACGAUGAUGAAGAAUCAGAGGAGGAGGCCCCACCCCCAAAGAAGGGUGCUGUCAAGCCCUCAGUGAAGGUCACUGCAGCUAAGGAGGAGUCUGACGACGACGACGAUGGUAAGGAUGGGGGCCCGCUGCCGAUCUUGAGCGGUGCACACUCUGAGGAAGAGGAGAUGGACACCACCCCGGCCCCCGCAGCAAAGAAAGCAGGCAUGGUUAAGGCUAAGGAGGAGUCUGAAGAUGAUGAUGAUGAUGACGAAGAUGAUGAUGAGGAUGACGAGGAGGAGGAUGAUGAUGAGGAAGAUGAGGCCCCAGCGACACCUGCAAAGAGAAAGGCUGACAACAAAAAGGAGACCCCGCCUGCCAAGAAGGCCAAGUCAGAGAGCGACGAAACGUUCUGUCUAUUUGUCGGCAACCUGAACUCAAACAAGGACUUUGAUGAAAUCAAAGAAGCCUUGGCAGCUUUCUUCUCAAAGAAGAACCUUGAAGUUCAGGACGUCAGACUUGGCGCAUCAAAGAAGUUUGGCUACGUGGAGUUUGCCUCAGCGGAGGACAUGCAGACAGCCAUGGAGCUGAACGGCAAGAAGUUCAUGGGACAGGAGUUGAAGAUGGACAAGGCCCGCAGCAAAGGGGACUCCCAAGAGGACAAGAAAGACAGGGAUGCACGGACCUUGUUUGUGAAGAACCUGCCCUUCUCGGCCACACAAGACGACCUGAGGGAAGUGUUUGCGGACGCCGUUGAAAUCAGAAUACCCCCGGGCCAGGAUGGUUCCAACAGAGGCAUUGCCUACAUUGAGUUCAAGACUGAGGCCGUUGCGGACCAGAUGCUAACGGAGGCCCAGGGUGCCGAUGUCCAGGGACGCUCCAUCAUGGUCGACUACACAGGCAACAAAAGCCAGAAAGGAGCCAGACCAGCAGCCCAGGCAGCUGCUGAAAGCAAGACCCUCAUCGUGAACAACCUGUCCUACAGUGCUACAGAAGACUCACUCCAGAGUGCAUUCGAAGGGGCCGUUUCCAUCAGAGUACCACAGAACAACGGCAGGCCCAAAGGGUUUGCCUUUGUGGAGUUUGAGAGUGCGGAGGCAGCCAAGGAGGCGUUGGAGAACCUUAAUGGAACCGAGAUCGAGGGCAGGCAAAUCCGGCUAGAGUACAGCCAGAACAGUGGCGGCAGAGACGCUGGAGGCAGAGGAGGAUCCGGAGGUCCCACAAAAACCCUGUUUGUCAGAGGGCUUUCUGAAGACACCACAGACCAGUCGCUCAGAGACGCCUUUGACAGUGCCACCGGGGCCAGAGUGGUCACAGACCGUGACACAGGCAAUUCUAAAUGCUUUGGCUUUGUCGACUUUGACAGCGAGAACGACUGCAAGGCAGCCAAAGAGGCCAUGGAGGGCGGCGAGAUUGACGGCAGCAGCGUGAACCUGGACUACGCCAAGCCCAAGGGCGACAGCGGUGGAUUCCGUGGGGGUCGGGGAGGCUUCGGCGGUGGCAGGGGAGGUCGCGGUGGUGGAUUUGGCCGUGGUGGCGGCGGCGGUUUCGGCGGUGGCAGGGGAGGUCGCGGCGGUGGCUUUAGAGGGGGUAGAGGAGGUGACCGUGGGGGUGGACGUGGUGGGUUCAGAGGUGGAAGAGGCGGUGGAUUCGGAGACAAGCCCCAGGGCAAGAAGAUCAAGUUUGACGAUUAAAAUCCCUGUCUUUUACUGUUUUGAAAAGACUCUGUUUUCAUCACCGUACCUAUACGCUGGCAGAGCCUUUUGGACAUUCCAGAAAGCUUAAUUGAUAUAUAACUGUAAGGGCUCUCUAGCCCCCCCCACCCCCACCACCACCAAACCCUCUUCACCCUCUCUGCUUGAGAGCUGCCUGUGAGUUUUGAAAUGGCCCAUCUGCAUCCUGCAUCAUCCAUAUGAGUUUAUUUUUGUUUUUCCAAAAGAGUAAAUGGAAUGUCUGGCAACUCUGUUUGCAGUGGGGGGGGGAAAAAAGCCCUGUUUGUUCAGGUACAUAUUGUACAUUUAACAAUUUGUAUUUCCUUUUACCUUUUGUAAGAAAGUGCUGUGUCCUUAUGUUUUUGUUAUAGUUUGCUCUAGGUGCGACUGUUUUACCGUAAAAUGUGCAAGGCGUAUUGUAAUGGAAGGAAAGAUUAAAUCAGCCCAUGUCUGUUGGGCGUUUAGAAUCUGGUAAAUUGGUGUUUUGUCAUGUUUUGGGUGGGGUACAGUCAAUGUCUUAGAGGUACCAGAGGCUUCAAAUAACAUUUAAAAGUGUAACAUAUAUUUGUAGUGCGUUGACUAAAUCUUGCUGUUUGAAAAUGUACGGUUUUCACAAAUGUGAUAACUGAAUAAACUGAAGUGGUGAUUUUU